Messenger RNA from Sander lucioperca (pikeperch), 2526 nucleotides. RefSeq names its product DEAH (Asp-Glu-Ala-His) box polypeptide 40 (gene dhx40). The record is from RefSeq and is a predicted model, not a curated record. Gene Ontology annotation, molecular function: ATP hydrolysis activity; RNA binding. NCBI's taxonomy places the organism in Eukaryota, Metazoa, Chordata, Actinopteri, Perciformes, Percidae. Bases 220 to 2442 code for a protein of 740 amino acids. The transcript has 17 exons. Gene Ontology annotation, cellular component: intracellular anatomical structure.
CGUGUCGCUCGUAUUCUUCUUAGAAUACAUCCAUGGCGUGUCGUGUUUGAAACGACAGAGAGAAACAUGAAUGAAGUCUCUAAUUGUAAUGUUUAAUCCCGUCUGUGGGGAAAAAAAAACACCGACUUAACCGUGUUCCGCAUGAUUAACGUCGCUAUUUGUUUCGUCUAUUCAGUUUCUCAUACUGUUCUCUGCUGGUAAAGCUAACGUUACUCAGUUAUGUCCAAAUCAACGAGAUUGGACUCAAAAGAAAAUGAGUCCGAACACCUGCCGAUCUAUCAGCACAAAGCCAAACUGAUUCAGGCUGUCAAAGACAGCACUUUCCUGGUUGUUACCGGCGAGACUGGCAGCGGGAAAACCACACAACUUCCAAAGUACCUGCAUCAAGCAGGUCUUUGUAAAGAUGGCAAAAUUGGCAUCACCCAGCCCCGCCGGGUGGCUGCCAUCACAGUGGCCCAGAGGGUAGCCCAGGAGAUGCAGUGCAAUCUGGGUAGAGAGGUUGGCUACCAAGUACGCUUUGAUGACUGCACAUCACCGAGCACCGUGGUGAAGUACAUGACAGACGGCUGUUUGCUCAGAGAGAUCCUGGCAGAUCCUGUACUUUCUCAGUACAGUGUUGUAGUCUUGGAUGAAGUCCACGAACGCAGCCUUAACACAGAUAUUCUCUUGGGUUUACUGAAGAAAAUGUUCUCCAACCCUGCUAAGACCCCCAAGGGCCGAUCCAUCCCUUUGAAGGUGGUGGUGAUGUCCGCCACCUUGGAAACUGACAAACUUUCAGCUUUUCUCGGCGGCUGUCCCAUCUUUGCUAUUCCAGGGAGGGCUUUUCCUGUCACCUGCACAUUUGGUUUUGCUGUAGGACCUAAAGACAUAGAGAGCACUGGUUAUGCAAAAGAGGUUGUCAAAGUGGCCCUUGAUGUGCAUACCAGUGAAAUGGCUGGGGAUAUUCUUGUUUUUUUGACAGGUCAGUCAGAGAUUGAGCGGGCCUGUGACUUGUUAUAUGAAAAAGCUGAGUCUAUUGAUUACCGCUACGAUGUGCAGGACCAAACAGUGGAGGGCCUUCUUAUUUUGCCUCUUUAUGGAUCCAUGCCCACUGAUCAACAGAGGCAGAUCUUUCAGCCUCCACCUUCAGGAAUAAGGAAGUGUGUAGUGGCCACAAACAUUGCAGCAACAUCUCUCACCAUCAAUGGCAUAAAGUACAUCAUAGACAGCGGGUUUGUGAAGCAACUCAACCACAACUCAAGGGUGGGCAUGGAUAUCUUGGAGGUGGUGCCUAUUUCAAAGAGCGAGGCUCAGCAGAGAGCAGGCCGAGCUGGAAGAACCUCAGCCGGGAAGUGCUUUCGAAUCUACACCAAGGAAUUCUGGGAGAAGAGCAUGCCUGAAUAUACAGUUCCGGAAAUCCAGAGGACAAGUCUGACUGCGGUGAUACUCACACUCAAGUGCCUGGGCGUUCAUGAUGUCAUUAGGUUCCCUUAUCUAGACUGUCCAGAGGAACGGUUUAUUCUCGAGGCAUUAAAACAGCUCUACCAAUAUGAUGCCAUCGAUAGGAGAGGUAGAGUGACCAAGCUGGGGGAGCUGAUGGUGGAGUUCCCCCUGCACCCAGGCCUUACCAGGGCCGUGCUCAAAGCCGCUUCGCUCGGCUGUGAGGACCUACUGCUCCCUGUGGCCGCCAUGCUGUCUGUAGAGAACAUUUUCAUCAGGCCAGGCCACCCUGAGAAGCAGAAAGAGGCAGAUAAAAAGCACAGAGCGCUGGCUGCCAAGAGCGGCAGUAUGAAUGACUUUGCCACUCUCCUCAGUGUGUUUCAGUCAUGUAAAUCCAGUGACAGACCCUCAGCCUGGUGUAAGGAUAAUUGGAUCCACUGGAGGGCGCUGAAGUCAGCCUUUAGUGUGGAGACUCAGUUGCGAGAGAUCCUCCUCCGCCUCCAACAGAAGAAAGAUUUCCCUGUGGACACCUUUGAUGGCAAUAAGAGUGAACUCUUCAGACGAUGCCUGUGUACAGGAUACUUCACCAACGUUGCCAGAAGGUCCGUUGGAAAGGUGUUUUGCACAAUGGAUGGCCAUGGAUCCAUGGUUCACUUUCAUCCAUCAUCAUCGCUGUUUGACCAGGAGGAUGAGCUGAACUGGGUCAUUUUCCACGAUGUGCUGGUGACCUCACGGGUGUAUAUCAGGACUGUGUGUCCUAUUCGAUACGAGUGGGUGAAGGACUUAUUACCUAAACUCCAUGAGGUGGAUGUCUAUGAGCUGAGCGGUGUGGCGAGAGAAGAAGUGACUGAUGAGGAGAUGAUCAAAUGGGAGACCAGGGAAGCUGCCAAAAGACAACCAGAGGUUUCUACUGAGGAUGUCAUGAAGAAGCUGGAGAAGCGAAACAACGAAACCACUGUCAGCGAUGCUCGUGCUCGCUACCUGCAGAGAAAGCAACAAAGACAACAAAAUAAAGCUCUUUGACAGAAAGCAAUUGUUUUUGAGGAUUAUAUCACAAAGGAGCAUUUUUGGAAAUUAUAUCUGAAUAAUAAACAUUUGUUACAUUUA